ACCACUCUGGCCCUACUAUCACAACCGGCGUUUUCAGAGGCCACGUUCGCUUCACCAACAUCCUUCAAUUACAUUCUCUAAGCGUUAAACAUAUACUACCGGAGCCAUGGACCCCGAACAGUAUGGAGGUCGUACUGACGACGAUCUCUUCGCCGACGAUUUCGAGCCCGUAGCGCCUGAGGAGCAGGUCGCGACCAUCUCUACGGAAACAGGAGCGCCCGUCCAAGACACGAACAUCACGAGUCCUGCUUCCACUGCCGUGGAACUCUCUCAACCAUCCGAGCCAGCGCCUGUUCAGAAGUCUGCCCCCGCGCCUCAAGCACCCAGAGGACUUGCCAACUCGCGUCACGCCCCUGCCAAUCGUCCUGAAAAGCAACCGCGCAACAACAAUCGUCACCCUAAAGCCAACAACAGCGCGAGCAACAACAGCGCGACUCAAUCUCAACAACAGCAGUCAACCUCCAACGCACCUCCCUCUGCCCCCAAAGAACUUCGCGAGAAAGAAGCCAGGGACAAGGAAGCUGGUCGCAACACUGCGAGCGUCUCGUCGGCUGCGAGAAUCGGUUCCGGCGCGAAUCCACGCACCAAGCUUACUGAAGACGAACUGGCAGCCAAGAUGGAGAAGAUGCGUAUUAUAGCCGCCGAGAAAACUAAGCGUUUCGAACAAGCCCAGCGUGACGAAACUGAGCAUGCUGCCGCCUACGCUAAGGGCAUGGAAGAGGAUAGGAAACGUCGUGCUGAACAAGCGGCCAAGAGGAAGGCUGCCGAGGAAGACCGCAAGAAGAUGGAGGAUGAGCGGGAAAAGAACCGUGAGCGUAAGAUGCGCGCUAUGGGCGCCAAGGAGGGUGGCUCUUGGGACGAGGGUAAGGAGGAGCGCAUGAGAGAGGAGGAUCGAAGAGGCUACAGGGGUGUUAAGGGGGUUGCAAACACACAAUCGUGGGCGCAAGACCCGGCUGACGGCAAUGAGCGAGGAGACAGUUACCGUGGUGGACGUCGUGGUGGAAGAGGGGGAUUCGGUGGCGGAAGAGGGCGUGGGGGAGGUGAUGGGUAUGGCGGCCGCACCCUUUUCGAGCCGGACCCGGAGAACGAGUCUGGUCAGCGGUUUUAUCAGCGUGACAACCACCGAAACCGUGGCAGGGACUGGAAGGCGGAUGGCCCAGCGGCCCCUCGUGCUGAACGCUCCGGGCCUGGGUCUGGUGCACCAAAGGCCGACAAACCGAAGUUGACCCCCGACGAGUUCCCUGCGCUCCCCGGCAGCAAAUCCACCGCACCGCAAGUCAGCACAAACGCUCCCCUAUCCUUUGCUUCCUUGCCCCUCUCGCCUGCUGUCGGCAGAUGGGACGAUGAGGUGGAAGAAAGUAUUUCGAAAAAGGCGGCACAGGCAAAGGAGGCGGCGGACGCGCAGGCGAAGUCAAAGGAAAACUAGAAACCUUCCUAUGCGCGGCCAACCUUCGCUUCAACCAUUCGCUCCAAUCUCACCAUGUCAAAGAAUGAGUCCCAGAAAACUCCAGCGAAUGUACAGGAUACGCCGAACGCAGAGAGCCCGUUGGCGAGCAAUGAGAACCCUCCUCGUACCAAACCAAGGUUAAUUCCAAUGAAACGCCCAAAAGGUUACUAUAAAUCUGAGUCGCAAGACACAGUCAAUAAAGAGCCGACACUGGAGCAUGAGUCGGCAAAGCCAACACCGGAGCAUGAGUCAGCAAAGCCAGCGAAGGUG
This is a messenger RNA of Neurospora tetraspora, 1717 nucleotides long. RefSeq lists its product as uncharacterized. The coding region runs from base 107 to 1426 and encodes 439 amino acids. The transcript has a single exon. The record is from RefSeq and is a predicted model, not a curated record. Lineage: Eukaryota; Fungi; Ascomycota; Sordariomycetes; Sordariales; Sordariaceae.